AUGGCCCGCCUCGCCCCCUGCUGCUCCCCUGCACUGGUCACAGGUGCCCGUUCUCCACCCACCCGCCCCCACGUCAGGGCUGCCCGUCUGCUCCUCCCCCGAGUCGGUCACUGUCCCUCUGCACAGCCAGGAAUGGUGCUUUCCGUGUGUCCCUGUGGGGCGGCUGCCCCCUACCCCACCCCCGUGGAGAACAAGCUCCCUGAGGGCGGGGCCUGUGCACUCAGCCCUGGUCCUGCGCAGGCGGUGGACACCGGCUUGGCCUUCAGCAGCCCAUCACAAGUUCCCAAGAGCCAGGGUGGCACAGCCGUGCUCUGCGGCCACCAUGAGGGGCCACCUGCUUUCCUGGGCUGGCGUUGCAUUGGCCUGGGUGCCUGA
This is a messenger RNA of Rangifer tarandus platyrhynchus (Svalbard reindeer), 375 nucleotides long. The record is from the annotation of a GenBank genome assembly. NCBI's taxonomy places the organism in Eukaryota, Metazoa, Chordata, Mammalia, Artiodactyla, Cervidae.